GUCAGUAGUAUCGCGCCGGCUGCGCAAGAGCAGCCUGCAAGACAGAUUUUCCAAUAAUGAACAACCCGUGGUAACUGUCAGUCUGCUCGUGGUGCAUUCGUUGACUCUUUCUGUGCAUAGUGCAUCCCGGCGUGUGUUAAAAUGUGUUAUAUGAUUAAUUGAAUAUUCCAUUGAACGCGGAUUACUCGAAGAACGCCGAAAAUCCUGCCAUAAGACAGUCUACAUUUUCCAUUCACAAUCAUUGAGCAUUAUUGUCAUUGAGUGAUCUCGCAGUGAACCGUGAAAAUGGGAACAAGUAAUGACAAGAAUGAAAUUUUUAAAACUGGUGUUGAAACUAUUAAGUUAAAAAUUAAGACGACGUCAUUUAUAACCACGUGUGUUAAAAUAUCUUUGGAUGAUAGGAUAGAAUGUUCAUUCAAGAGGCUUUAUCUCUUCCGGAUAUAUUGAACAGUUCGUGUAUUACGUCGUAAGAAACAGGUGCGCGAUAUUCAAUAAACACGCGAUGGAGAGAAGAAAGUGAUGAUAAAAAUCGAAACGGAAGCCGCCACCGCCGCCGUACCAGCCCGGGUUCACGAGAUGGAGACUUUCCUCGGGGCACGCAGAAUCAGUAUAGAAGGCGCGUAGAAUCAGGAUCGAAAGGGGAGCAUCGAGCACGGGAUCCAAGAUGGGCAAGUGUUGCAGCAAGCGGCAAGAGCCUCAACCCCUCGGUUAUAAGAAAGCAGAUACAGGGCUAAGCUCGAAACACAGCAAUGGAGGUUCCUUGGAUCGGUACACUGCUGACCCAAAUCAAAGGGGUGUACAGGCUAGGGCAGACAUCAUUCGACCGAGGCCGACACCUUGUAAGCUACAAAUUCCUCACCAGUCACGUAAAACAAGCUCGCCUGUCGUUAAGCCUGCAUCGCAUUCACAAAGGUCGAACAAGAUCGUGGUGGCUCUGUACAAUUACACUGCGCGCGAGAGUACCGAUGUCAGUUUCGUAAAGGGUGACCGAAUGGAAGUAUUGGACGACUCAGAGCCCGACUGGUGGAAAGUUUUACACUUGACAACUUUGCAAGAAGGUCUCAUCCCGUGGAACUUUGUGGCCGUGGAGCGUUCGGUCGAGAGCGAAGAUUGGUUUUUCGAAAACGUCUCGCGCAAAGAAGCCGGUAAGCUUCUUCUGGUGGAUGAAAAUCCUCGGGGAACAUUCUUGGUCCGACCCAGCGAGCACAAUCCAAGGGGAUACAGUUUAUCCGUGAAAGAUUGGGAGGAGGGAAGAGGUCAUCAUGUAAAACACUAUAAAAUUAAGCCACUGGACAAUGGUGGCUUCUUUAUCGCCACCAACCAGACGUUCCCAACCCUUCCUGCUCUUGUUAUGGCGUACAGCAAGAACGCGUUGGGUCUGUGUCACGUGCUCUCGAAACCGUGCCCGAAACCGCAGCCGGAUAUGUGGGAUCUCGGACCCGAGCUACGGGACAAAUGGGAGAUCAAUAGGAACGAGAUACAGCUAAUACGGAAAUUGGGGCAUGGGAAUUUCGGCGAGGUGUAUUACGGGAAGUGGAGGAACAAGAUCGAAGUGGCUGUGAAGACGUUGAGACCGGGGACCAUGUCGACGGAGGCAUUCCUACAGGAGGCGGCGAUUAUGAAACAGUUCCGGCACAGACACCUGGUCGCGUUGUACGCGAUCUGCUCGAAGGAGGAGCCGAUUUACAUCGUGCAGGAGUACAUGUGCAACGGUAGCUUGUUGGACUUUCUGAGGACGGGUGACGGCAAGUACAUGCAGUUCGAGGAUCUGAUUUAUAUCGCCGCCCAAGUGGCGUCCGGUAUGGAGCACCUCGAGAGCAAACAGUUGAUACACAGAGAUCUGGCGGCGAGGAACGUGCUGAUAGGCGAGAAGAACAAGGCGAAGAUAUGCGACUUCGGGCUUGCAAGGGCGAUCGAGGACGACGAGUAUUGUCCCAAACAGGGAAGCAGAUUCCCCGUUAGGUGGACAGCGCCGGAAGCCAUUGUCUACGGCAGAUUCAGCAUUAAGAGCGACGUUUGGUCUUACGGUGUCUUGCUAAUGGAGCUAUUCACUUACGGCCAAGUUCCUUAUCCUGGUAUGCAGGGUCGCGAAGUAAUUGAGCAGAUCAAUAAAGGCUACCGAAUGCCUAAACCAUUGAAUCACCCGCUGCCGGACAGCAUUUACCGAUUAAUGUUGCAAUGCUGGGAUGCUAGCCCCGAGAAGCGACCCACUUUCGAGUUCCUUAAUCACUAUUUCGAGUCAUUCAACGUAACUAGCGAAAUACCGUAUCUGGAACCACCAACGGACUGAUACACAGCUCACAUGCAGAGUCACCUGGUACCGCACGGUCAUUUUCAUCCAGCGCACAUCAAUUGUGCCAUGGAGUUUUAUGGUAUUUAUUGCUAAAUCUCUAGCAAUCAUUCGGAGAUUCUGUUGUUACCGUGUUCUUUUUUAUAUCGAAUAAUUCGCGGGUUUUCUGCGUGAACGAUGAAUUUCAAAAAAAAAAGAAGGAAGAAAGAAGGAAGAAAAAAAAAAGAAAAGACCAAGAAACAAGAAAGAAAUGGUACAGAAAUUUUAUAAAUUAAUAUAUCGGUGGCGAAGAAUUUUUGUAAACGUUACCAGAAUUUCUCGAAGCAAUCAUUGUUAAAGGCUGCCAAAAAUAAAAUGAAAAAAAAAAAAAGAAAAAGAAAAUAAUUCUACGAUGAUCGAAAUUUUGAAAAAAUUAUUGAGCGUCAUCGAAAUAACAUCUCAAGAACAAUGAUCUUGUGUGCCAUUGAACUUUAUGAGAAAAAAAAAAUAAAAAAAUAAAAAAAAUCUUAUUCAAUACUGUGAAAAGGUAUUUUCAAGAUCUUGUGAACUUUUGUGACCAAUCAUGGAUAACUGCCGAUUAAUAAUAACGAGUAAAAACGUUGCGACUGAAAAUAAAAAAUUCUCUAGAAUGUCUCUACCCGCUAUGUAUCCAAUAUAUUAUAUUAUAGAAUUUAAAAAUGGAAUCAUUCUCAACGUUCGAGCUAUUUAUUAAGCAUUUUCACAAUUUGGAGAAUAUAUUAAAAAUAUUUGACGAUGAUAUCUUACUAAAAAAAAAAAUAAAAAAAAAAAAUAAAAAAAAAAUAUAAAAAAAUAUAAAAAAAAAAUGUUUAGAGGGUAGAAACGGAACCAGUUGAGAAUUUAAAAGUAGAAUUUUAAAUAGUAGACGAUAUAACCGAUUAUAUUAAUCCGUCAAUGUAUGAUUACAACGCCGAUAAAUGGAAGAAUUCGCGACAUUUAUAACGUAUAUAUCUAAGCGAUUGCUUCUUUAUUGAUCUCUGAAUCAAUCGCGACUGAUUUUUCCUAAGAUCCAAAUAAUUUUUUUUUUUUUUUUUGAACUCGAUCCUUGAAAAUUUCAAUACAAAUUACACAAUUUUGUGCAUCGUAUCGAUUAUUGAAUGCACAGAGUCUCUGUAUCGAAAUACAAUCACAUUCUAUUAAUGUGUACCUAGUUGUAUGCAAGUUUUGAUUUCGAACGAUACGUCGAGUAGGACAAUAUUUUAUACGAGAAAUUAAUACGUUUUAUAUACGUAAAUGAAGAAAAUUUUUUCGAUGUAUUUUUGUUCUGUGAACAGUAAUACCAGUCCCAAAUAUAUACGAUUCGAAAGCACACGUUCGUUUCUCCGAUAUAUACAAAUUUAUAUAUAUUUUUUUUUUCUUUUUUUUACUGUGAUCAUAAUCUAUUUAAAAAAAAAAAAAAACAGAACUACUUGUUCUAUAAAAAAUCAAUAAUAUCUUAUAAUAUUAAAUUAAAAUUUUUUUUAUAUAUAUAUAUAUAUAUAUAUAUAUAUAUAUUCAAUAUGAGAAUAAGAAAUUAUUGAUAAUAAAAAUAAACGUGCGUUAUAUGACUGCAUGUCGCCACGAGGGGUGACAUUUUUUUUGAAAAUAUUCGAAAAAAAUUUCGAAUUAUGUAAAUCUAUUAAGAAAAGGAAAAAAAAGAUAAAACAAAAUAAAAAAAUAAAAAAUUAGAGAUACUUGAAGGUAAAAAUUAAGUCAUCGAUGUUGCUCGUACAAAGUGUUUGAAAAAAAAAAAAUUGUAAAUUUUCUACUAAAUAUACAAAUGACAGGUUAGGGUAGAAUUUAGGCGAUAGAAUCGUGAGGUAGAUUAUAUAAAUCUCCUCGAGAUGUGAAACGUCGAAAUAUCCUUUUUUUUUUUUUUUUUUUCAUAAUUCCGUUGUACAAGAUCUUUCUCGGAUAAAAAAAGGUUUCGAUCUCGAGGAAAGUUUCGAUAUAUCGUUGUCUCGUCAUGAUCGUUCUUCUCGCGGAACGUAUUGUUAGACAUAAGUCCCUAGGCGUACAUUGAAUUAUUUCACGAUAAACAAGAUGAGCCAUUAUGACACUUUAUAGAUAUUAAAAACAUUUAAACAAAUAAGAACAAAAAAAAAAAAGAUGGAAGCGAAUGAGUGGAUAAAAAUAUCGGGGAAAAAAUGAUAGAGUAUAUGAAUAUAUGAAAGUACGAAUGAUGAUAGGAUUACAUGUGUGUGAGUGUAGUGAAUUGUUACACACCCGUGAAUGUGUGGUAUUUUUUUCACGCGCAUCUUGCCGUGACAUUAAGAAACGAGCAAUAAAAUGUCGUGCUUCUUGUACGGCCCGUAACUAUUGCUCAAUAGAAAAAAAAAAAAAAAAAAAAUUAUCGUUUUCGCAAAUGAAACAUUUUCCGUGAAAAGAAAAAUAACAAAUGUCUGACAAAUCAGUGUUUGUUUGUUGGUUGUCUAGUGACAAACUUCAUGUUUAACACGGACACCGAAUACAUUCGAAUACUUUUGUAGCUUAUGUUUAUUGGGAUUCGUCGCGAACUCGACAUUAUAUUGCCACAUAUUAUAUAGUAUACCAAUAAAUAUAAUGUUUUUUACUAUAAUUAGCGAGGCAAACACCACAUACCUUCGUUGUGUGAGUUGACUAAUUUAUUCUAUAUAGUAUGAUGCGAUGAAUGCACGUGAAAAAGCAUCAUGUUUAUGUAGAGUUAGAAAGGUAGUUGUAUUACGUCCAGUAAACUUUUUCUAUGAGCGUUUUAUACCGAUCAAAAUGUUGUUGUGUUUCUCAUGAAGAAUGGUCAUUUAAGAUUUUUCGCUGAAGAUCAUGUUGUCGCCAUAAAUGAUGUAGAAUACGUAUGAAAUACAAAUCAUGCACGAAUUCAA
Molecule: messenger RNA, 5145 nt
Organism: Apis mellifera (honey bee)
Lineage: Eukaryota; Metazoa; Arthropoda; Insecta; Hymenoptera; Apidae
Gene: Src64B
Product: tyrosine-protein kinase Src64B
Exons: 9
Coding region: 665-2290 (541 amino acids)
Biological process (GO): innate immune response; cell differentiation; cell surface receptor protein tyrosine kinase signaling pathway
Cellular component (GO): extrinsic component of cytoplasmic side of plasma membrane
Molecular function (GO): signaling receptor binding; non-membrane spanning protein tyrosine kinase activity; ATP binding
Source: RefSeq, a predicted model, not a curated record